This is a messenger RNA of Penicillium cataractarum, 2592 nucleotides long. Its product is annotated as putative C6 transcription factor (NirA). Lineage: Eukaryota; Fungi; Ascomycota; Eurotiomycetes; Eurotiales; Aspergillaceae. Bases 1 to 2592 code for a protein of 863 amino acids. The transcript is spliced from 5 exons. Gene Ontology annotation, molecular function: DNA-binding transcription factor activity, RNA polymerase II-specific; DNA binding; zinc ion binding. The record is from RefSeq and is a predicted model, not a curated record. Gene Ontology annotation, biological process: DNA-templated transcription; regulation of DNA-templated transcription.
AUGUCUGCAGAGCGAGGCGCGCCCAAACGGCGCUGUGUGAGUACUGCUUGCAUAGCUUGUCGUCGGAGAAAGUCCAAGUGUGAUGGCAAUCUGCCCAGCUGUGCAGCAUGUUCCUCAGUUUACCAUACACCAUGUGUGUAUGAUCCAAACUCCGACCAUCGACGUAAAGGAGUAUACAAGAAAGAUGCGGAUACGCUUCGCACUCGACACACAACACUACAAACCUUAAUUCAAGCAUUAUUGAACUAUGAAGAAGACGAUGCUUUCGAUUUGGUCCGCCAGAUUCGCUCAUGCGAUGAUCUGGAAGAUGUUGCCAAAUCGGUCAUUGCUCGAGAGAAAGGCCUGCUUGCUGCCGCGAGUGUGGAUGCCGCUAGAGAUCCAAACGAAGAUGAAUUUGGCGGGGUCGAUCAGUUCGAAUUUGAGCUAUCAGGUAAAAUGAGUGAACUCGUGCUCGAUGGUUCGCGCAAGUUUAUCGGUGGCACGUCCAAUCUCAUUUUCCUUCCGCCAGGCUCGGAAAUACACGAGUCUGUCUCAAUAAACGAACCCCCUGCUCUCAAUGAUACACAACCGGUCCGACGAUGGACCCGGGUCACGGAAGAUGACUCGUUGAUCAGCCAUCUGCUGACCAUGUACUUCACGUGGCACUAUCCAUUCUUCACCCUUCUCGCUAAAGAUUUGUUUUACCGGGAUUACAUCCGGGGCGUCUCUAGCCCAUACUGCUCCCCGCUAUUAGUCAACGCUAUGCUAGCACUUGGGUGUCAUUUCAGCUCAUGGAGAGGCGCAUUUGCAGACCCGCUGAACCCAAAUACGGCGGGCAACCAAUUCUUCAAGGAAGCGAAGCGUUUGAUCUUGGAAAAUGAUGAGCACGAGAAUGCCAAGCUUUGCACUGUCCAAGCAUUUGCCCUUAUGUCUGUCCGCGAGGCAGGUUGUGGCCGAGAGGGCAAAGGCUGGGUUUAUAGUGGUCUGAGCUUUCGCAUGGCUUUCGAUCUGGGAUUGAAUGUCGACGCAAAGAAUAUGGGCUCCCACAGCCUCGGUGAUGAAGAAGCCGAUGCACGACGAAUUACCUUCUGGGGUUGCCAUCUCGUCGAUAAGUGCUGGUCUAAUUACCUUGGUCGUCAGCCUCAGUUAUCCUCAUCCAAUACAAAUGUCUCCAAAUUCGAGGUACUGCCCAGAGAAGAGACCGAACUUUGGUCUCCCUACACGGACGCUGGCGUAGGUCAUGAUCACACACAGCCAUCUCGAACAAGGGCAGUAGCGUUCCAGAUCUCGAAGUUGUGUGAGAUCAGCAGUGAUCUGCUAGUGUUUUUCUACCAUCCUGCCGAACUGGAGAAAACUCACCAGAAGCAGUUGGAGCUGAAGAGAUUGAGUGAUGUCCAUACUCGUCUGGAAGCCUGGAAAAAGGAGCUUCCACGAGAACUAGAUCCCAGAGAAGGACAGUUGCCUCAAGUUCUUGUCAUGCACAUGUUCAACCAACUCCUUCUCAUCCACCUCUACCGACCCUUCUUGAAAUACACUCGCACCAACACCCCUCUCCCAUCCCACGUUUCACCACGCAAAAUCUGUACCCAGGCUGCCUCGGCCAUCUCAAAGUUGAUGAGAAUGUAUAAACGCACAUACGGAUUGAAACAAAUUGUCAACAUUGUCGUAUACAUUGCUCACACGGCUUGCACCAUUCAUCUUCUCAAUCUCCCGGAGAAGAACGCCCAACGAGAUAUCAUUCACGGUCUACGAAACCUCGAAGAAAUGGCUGAGGGAUGGCUAUGCGCUCGUCGCACGUUGCGCAUCCUCGACAUCUCGGCCAGCAAAUGGCAGGUCGAGCUCCCACCAGAAGCAACCACUAUCUUUGAGCGAACUCAUGUGAAAUGGGGCUCGUGGGGAUCAUGGGACCAAGUAGCUUCGCCCUCUACAUCCGAUGAUUCUCAUUUGACCCACGGCAACUUCCAAUCCUCGGUGACCAGCCCGAGUCGAUACUCAACCUCCCCAGCCAACAAUCAGGUCCCGCUCGCGGCUCCCACGGAGUCCAUCCCAACUAAUCCUCCCAUCAGCAUGGUAGCCCCAUCAAUGAAUCCAGCUGCCACCCUACCCACUGCCAUGUCAGCAAUGCCAGCAGUAAGAGGCAUGCCGAGUGCCCUGGCCCAGCGUUCAGAGUUCCCGCCACCAGAGCCAACAUACCUCCGACCUCUUUACCAAAUACCGAACCUCGCCUCUGCAGGCCCAUCGACCGCCCCUCAAAACCAGCCCGGCUGGUACGACGCCUCAGGGCCACCGAUAGGACCGCAGAAUACCACACCCCGCUCAAACUCCACCGUCUCCGGAUUCGAGGGCGCAGAGCACCUUGUCGAGGAAAGCCAGGAUUGGUGGUCACGCAAUUCAAUCGGCGUUGAGAAUUGGGCUGGUCCCUGGAGUCCUGAAGUUUCGGCACCCACGCCUGCCAUGCAGUAUGAGGGUAAUCAUGCAUAUGCUAUGGCGAUGGCUCAGCAAUCUAGUUCUUCUUCGGUCUCGGGCCGUCAGCCACCGGUCACUGUGGGGAUGCCUAAUAUCGGACCCGUAGCGGAGAAUACCCCGUCCGGCUAUGACGAGCCAUGGAAAUGA